Epithele typhae is the source of this 3165-nucleotide messenger RNA. Its product is annotated as peroxisomal membrane anchor protein conserved region-domain-containing protein. The coding region runs from base 1 to 3165 and encodes 1054 amino acids. The record is from RefSeq and is a predicted model, not a curated record. The transcript has 14 exons. NCBI's taxonomy places the organism in Eukaryota, Fungi, Basidiomycota, Agaricomycetes, Polyporales, Epitheliaceae. Gene Ontology annotation, biological process: protein import into peroxisome matrix, docking. Gene Ontology annotation, cellular component: peroxisomal importomer complex; peroxisomal membrane. Gene Ontology annotation, molecular function: signaling receptor binding.
AUGGCAACUCCGGACAGGGUCGAGCUCGUGCGGAACGCGGUCGCGUUCCUGUCAGACCCGAAGAUGCAAGCUUCACCUCUGGCACAACGUAUACAGUUCCUGGAGGCGAAGGGUCUCAAUGGUCCUGAGAUUGAGGAAGCAAUGCGUCAAGCCGCCGUGAAUCAAAGCGCGUCGCGUACGUCCAUGCAAGGCUACCAGGCUACCUACGGUCCAGCCUACGGUCCAAUGCCGUAUACGCCCGUUCAACCUCCGCCGCCCCAAUGGGACUGGAGAGACUACUUUAUCACCGCCGUGGUAUCAGGAACGGUGGCCUAUGGGGCGGCUUCGUUGUUUCGAAAAUAUGUCAUGCCUCAUCUUCGCCCACCUUCAGCGACCGCAUACGAGCAAGACCGAGAUGCAAUGACCGCUCAGUUUGAUGCAGCUGAGGCGCUGUUGAAGGAGAUUCAAUCAGAAACUGCGGCCGUGCGGACAGCCGUAGACCAGCAGAACGAGAAGGUUGUCAAAGUCACGGGGGAGGUUGAAGCCGUUGUUAAACACAUGCGAGAAGGAGAGGCCAGGACAAGAGACGAGAUGCGGGAGAUUCGUGACGAAGUGAACAACGUUAGGGAUAUGUUACCAAAAAUGAUUGACAAAACUAAGGAGAGCCACGCGCAAGGCCUUGCGGAGCUGCAACAAGAGCUCAAAUCUCUUAAAGCAUUGCUUCUCAGCAGAGGACCUGUCAUGUCUGGACCGUCUACUCCCAUCCUCCCAGGGAAGCCUUCGCUGCCCGCCUGGCAACUUGCUGGCGGCGGCCCUCAGCUCACGAGCAUGUCCCCCAACCCCCUUUCGCCGUCCUCCACCCCGUUGCCCGACUCUCCCUUGACAUCACCAACGUCCGAAGAGCCCCUCUCCCUGGAUGCUGUUGCGGGACUGCUGGGUUUGGAUCCGGCAGCUGCCCCAGAGCAUACCGCUACAGGUGACGUUCAGGAACCAGAGACCACUGCACAACCCUCACCUUCCGCGGAACCCAAUGCGCUGCGCGAAGCCAGCGAAAGUUCCACGGCACCACUCCUGCAAGAUGCUAUCAGUCUCGCGGUGGAACACCCCGCUGCCAUUCCUGCACCCUCGUCAGAAAGAAGUUCUAGUUUGGAAUCUUCUGCAACAGAUACCCCAGCUGCUCAAACAUCUUCUACGGACACCGACACGCUCCCUCAGAGCCCACUGCACCUCCAACUGAGCCUCGAGACCCUUCCCGAUGGAGACGCGUCUGCCGAAGCCAUAAUAGUGGGCGAUGACGAUCAACGUAAGCACACUUCGGAAGAACACGCAGUGCCCAAUGGCAAGGUACGGGAUGGAGUGGACGUGGAUGCCCUGCAAAAGCGCUUGAAACUGGUAGAACAACGGUUCACAGAUGUCUCGACAUCGUUCAAACGCUUGCAAGCGGAAAAGCGCGCCGCGGAUCUCGUUCUCCGAGAGCUGACUUCGGUCGAAAGUGUGUCUGAAGUUGAGGCUCUGCGUGAGUUCUUGCAAAACCUGAACUUCAAGACGGAGAUGGCGCAGGACGAGAUUCGACGGCUCACGGGCAAGCUCACACGCAACGACGAACGUAUAGAAGAGCUACGAGACAUUCAUCGUCUUGAGUCGAAGUCGCAGUCAGACCAGAUCGACAAGCUCAAGGUGCAACUCGACGAAGCGGAGAAGCUGUUGAAGGCGUCUGAGGGUUCCUCGAGCCAGGCUGAGCAAGAAAUCUCGAAGCUUAAGGCUGACACCGACCGCCUUCAGGGUGAACUCACCAAGGCCAUGACCACGGCUAAGGACGAAGAGGAGAAGCGGUCAAAAGCCAUCGCGCUCUUAAAGACGGUACGCCAGAAGCUCGUGAAGGCUGAGAAGGAGCGGGACGAUGCAAUGAAGGAAUUUGGCGCGUUGAAAGAUGCGGAGAAAGGAGAACGGGAGAAAGAGAAGACGGAGAGGGCGAAGUUCCAGGCAGAGAUCGAGAGAGUGAAUGCGGAGCGGGAGUCCGCCGUUCAAGGUCUUCGAGCUCAGUUCGACAGGGAGGUCAUCGCCUUGAAGGAGAGGCUCGAGAAGGAAAUGACCGCCAUGAAGGGCCAAUACGAACUUGAAGCCAUUACUUCCAAGACGACCCAUGUCAAGGAGAUUGAGAACAAGAAGACACGCAUUUCCGACCUCGAAGGCAGCGUACGGACCAUGUCACGGGAGAAGGACGAGCUCUUCGACCAGCUGCAACUCCGCCAGGCUGAGCUGGAGUCGUUGCGUUCAUCUCUGGAGUCCCUUCAAGGACAGAACACGGAACUACAGUAUCAACUCCGAGAAGCCCAAGACCGCAUCGCUCUUCUCCAGGACGAGUUCUCGGACGCGCGUCGCAACCAAGACCUCAGUCUUCAAUCGUCCGGUCCGUCAGCGGAGGAGGUCACUCGCCUGCUCAUGACGGUCGAGUCCAAAGCCGAAGCCAAGCUUGGGGAUCUACGUCGCCGGCUCACCGAGGCUGAACGUGAGCGGGACGAAGGUGAGGCUCACUGGAGCAAGAAGCUGGCAGAGCACGCUCGGGAGAUAGAAGCCCUCAAGACCGCCAUCCAGUCGUCGCAGAGGAGCAAAGAGGAGGAAAUGGAGAGCGCGCAGUCGUUGAGGAAGGAGAUCGAGCAGCUGCAGAGCGAACUCAGAGAGCACCAGAAGCAAAUUGUCGACUUGCACGCGCAGUCAGAGAAGGCGGAGGAGGUCGAGAGCGUGGCGAAGACGCAAGUCGCAGUACUCGGUGCGAGGGCCGCGGAUCUGCAGACGCUUGUCGAAGAGAGCAAGGGCCGCGAAGCUCAGCUCAAAGCUCAAAACAAGACCCUCCGCGAGGAAUUGCGUAAAGUGCAGUCAUCCGUGACUUUACUUGAGAAACAACGUGGACCUGGUGUUGGGUACUGGGCCUCUCGCAACGACAGUACAUCCGACGUGCGAUCGCCAACGUCCUCUGUGUCGGAGCUCCCUCAAAGGGAGACCUCGUCUAGACCAACCUCACCGUCCAUGGUCAAAUCAGAGGAAGAAGUCAACUUCGAGUAUCUCAGGAAUGUCAUCAUGCAGUUCCUAGAGCACAAGGAGAUGCGGCCGCACCUCAUCCGGAUUCUCUCGACAAUUCUACGUUUCACACCUCAAGAGACGCGUCGCCUCAUAUCCAAGGUGUAA